Messenger RNA from Arachis ipaensis, 1692 nucleotides. RefSeq lists its product as uncharacterized. The record is from RefSeq and is a predicted model, not a curated record. Lineage: Eukaryota; Viridiplantae; Streptophyta; Magnoliopsida; Fabales; Fabaceae.
AUGGCCACUCGCGGACGAGGUCGAGCCCGUUCACGAGAAAGUAGGAAUGCGCAACCGGCUAACAACCACGCCGAAUUCUUGGCGGCCAUGGCAAACUUAGCGAAUACCAUAGAAGCUAAUGCUACUGCGACUCUGCAAGCAGUGCAAAGAUUGGGCCAACCGGCCGGAAACGAAAAUGGGAAUGGUGAAGGGAAUGCUCAUGACAUUGCUGAGGGAAACGGCGAUAAUACGGGAGAUGUUUCGAUGACCUUGGCGACAUUCCUCAAGGUUCAUCCACCCAUUUUCCGAGGAUUAACUAAUCCUACUGAAGCGAACAACUGGUUCCAGGCCAUGGAGCGUGCUUUACAAGCGCAGCACAUUUUGAAUAAUCAGUAUGUUGAAUUUACUGCUUAUCAGCUGGCAGGACAGGCCCAGCACUGGUGGCAAGUUGAGUGCCGCUUGCUACAGCUUCAGAACACCGACGUUCUAUGGGAUGGUGCCCCGGAGACCUACGAGAGAUGGAAGUGCAUCAAGUACCAGAGGGGUUUGAAGGAAAGCAUUAUGACUGCUGUGGCUUCUAUAGAGAUCUGUGUCUUCUCCGACUUAGUGAACAAAGCAAGGGUGGUUGAGGAGUAUGCCAAGACUGUAGCGGCGUCCAAGGAUACUCAUGGAGGGAACACUAACAAGGGGCGUGGCAAGUAUUUUCAUCCGAGGGGUCAAAGCUUCAAGAGAGGAGGAUAUGUGCCUCAAGGGCAAGGAGGCUUCAGAAAGAACACCCAUGAUCAGUUUCAGCGUGGCAAAGGGAGAGAAAAUCAGAGUAAAAUUUCUCCGGAUUUAGCUUGUGAUCGUUGUGGACGUUUUCAUCCAUAUGACUCUUGCAGGAUUGGUUUAGGUGGUUGCUUCAACUAUGGAUUGCCCGGCCACAUUGUGAGGGAUUGCACUCGUGGGAGGAACCCGAAUGCGGGUCAGAGUCAGCAUCAGGGGCGAGUCUUUGCUGUGAACGCCAAGAAUGCUUCCAAGGCAGAUCCGUUGAUGAGAGGUAUUUGUUUAAUUGGUGAUAAGACUUUGAUUGCAUUAUAUGAUACUGGAGCAUCGCAUUUGUUUAUUUCGUUUGCUAAAUUUGAGGAACUAGGCUUGAAAGUGUUCGAGUUAGCUUUUGAUCUACAUGUACAUACUCCGCAUCAAACGAUUAUGACUAGGUCAGGUUGUAGGCAAGUAGGAUUUAAAAUGGAGGGUAGAGACUUUGUGCAUGACUUGAUCUGUUUGCCAAUGAUUGGAUUAGAGAUCAUUUUGGGAUUUGAUUGGUUGUCGAAGAAUCGAGUUUUGUUGGAUUGUUUUAAACAGUCGAUUCGAUUUAUGCCAGAAGGAGAGAGUGGAGCGGUGGUAGCUGUGGGGUAUUAUCUGAACUCUGUAAUCGUGCACUAUAGUGGGGAAGAGUGUCAGAGUUAUAUCCUGUUGGCUGCUAAUGCGUUGGAUGAUGUCCAGAGCUUAGAUCAGAUACCGGUAGUUAGAGACUUUCCGAAGGUAUUCCCGGAAGAUAUCCCUGAGUUUCCACCUCAGAGGGAGGUUAAAUUUGCGAUUGAAUUGGUGCCAGGAGCCGGAUCAGUGUCGAUUACGCCGUAUAGGAUGGCUCCGAUAGAGCUGGCAGAGUUGCGUGUUGAUGUAACACCGGAAUGUGGUGGCUUAUGCAUCGCGUCAGCUGAGACAGCAUGA